Molecule: messenger RNA, 1742 nt
Organism: Anneissia japonica
Lineage: Eukaryota; Metazoa; Echinodermata; Crinoidea; Comatulida; Comatulidae
Product: ATP-dependent DNA helicase RecQ-like
Exons: 1
Coding region: 1-654 (217 amino acids)
Biological process (GO): double-strand break repair via homologous recombination
Cellular component (GO): nucleus; chromosome; cytoplasm
Molecular function (GO): four-way junction helicase activity; 3'-5' DNA helicase activity
Source: RefSeq, a predicted model, not a curated record
AUGUGUAUAAGAGACAGAAAAUAUGCUGUUCGAACUAUUAUAUUUUGCAAAAGAAAGAGACAUUGUAGAGAACUUUAUGAAACUUUCAUAACUGCUUUAGGCGAUGAUGCAUAUGACUUCACAGUUGAAACAAAAGAUGAUAGAAGCCGAUUUGUGGCUAUGUUUCAACAAGGAACAGAUUCACAGGUAAAGGAGACAAUAAUAUCAUCAUUUGCUGAUCACGAUGGAACGAUACGCGUGUUGUUCGCCACCAUUGCAUUUGGGAUGGGUAUGGACGUAAAAGGACUUGAAAACAUUAUUCAUCUUGGGCCACCAAAUGAUCUGGACGAUUAUUUACAGGAAACUGGCCGUGCAGGCCGAGAUACAUCUGUACAAAGCUAUGCUAUAUUAGUUAAGUACAGCCAAAGUGUUACUAGAGUUUCCAAAGCUAUGAAUGAGUAUGUAAAUGGAAAUGAAUGUAGGAGAAAAAAAUUAAUGAGUUAUUUUGACUGUAAACCAUCUGAUAUGGUGAAACACUUGUGUUGCGACAUUUGUUCUGCCAAAUGCACAUGUGAAUGUAAUUGUGAUGGUGCAUGUUCCUGUGUACAGCAAUGCACAUAUGCUGGCAAUACAUUGGAACUGAAAAUUCAAAAGGAAAUCGCUCAAGCAGAUUAAAAAAAGUCAGCUUGUUUUGGUAAAAUGUUGAGAUCUAUCUCUAUUGAACAGAAAACAGAGGUACGGAACAAUUUAUAUAUUUAUAGAAAUGAACUAGCAGACAAUUUAACUGAUAAUAAUUUGUUUACUAAUGUAAAUGUUUCAACUCAAUAUAGCAAUCAACUAAUUGACCACAUCAUUAGAGAUCUACCAUACAUUACUGGAAGCACUGUGUUCAUGAAUCAUUUUCAAUUUUACAAGACAGAACAUGCACAACGCUCAUGGGAAAUUGUAAAAUCAGUUUUCCACAACUCACUAUCUAGUCUACAGUCAUUUGAUGGAGAAGACGAAAGUAGUAACGCAAGUUCUUCCUCGAAUGAAGAAAGCAUUUCUGACAGUGAUUCAGAUGAUACAGAAUUGUUCAAACAACCUUUGCUACUUAGUAGUGAUGAUGAUGAUGUAUAAAGUGAUGAUGUAUAUAAGCAUUGUACAUACUUGUUUAGCGUAUUGUAGUAUUUUAUUUUAAAACUUCAACGUUAUAGAGAAUUGAUUUUGAGAUCUGUAAAUAAAGUUGUAUGUAUGAUAAAAUUUGUUUUACGACACUGAUGAUAAAAUUUGUUUUACCACACUGAUCGAUGUAGCCAAAUGUAAUUGUACUGCUCAAAUAAAAACAAAAAACAAAAACCCAAUAAUAUUAAUAGUAACUUUCUCAUCCCAAUAAUUUUAAUUUCAUAAUACUGUAUGUCCAUUUUAUGUUGUACAGUAAACCUGCAGCAUUGAUGAGAUAAUAAGUUCAAGCAUUGUAAAGCAUUUUGUACAUAUGUGUUCAAUAUCUGUCUGAAAUAUAUUCUAAUAUUAACUUUAUGUAUUUAACAAUAUAUUAUUAAUAUAAAUUUAUAUAUUUUCCUAAUAACUUCACGACUGGAUAGAAUCAAAAGUGGUUUUAUUGAUAGAAAACACAAACAGGCAAAGUGAUUCUGACCCAUAAACAGAACAGACAUAAACCUUUAAUACGAUCAAUUAGUUUUUGCAGUCUGUCUUAAUUAACUGUACGAACAUCAAUUGUUACACUUGAGACUACUGAAUGCCAUUUUUGGCUACGAAAUGUA